Ectocarpus sp. CCAP 1310/34 is the source of this 661-nucleotide messenger RNA. Lineage: Eukaryota; Phaeophyceae; Ectocarpales; Ectocarpaceae. The record is from the annotation of a GenBank genome assembly.
AUGCCUCACCCCCCCCCAACGCGGGCAGGUUGUUUCUGGAGCGUCGAGUUGGCCUACCAACGCGUCCCAGGUGUCCUGGAAACGGAGGUGGGCUACACCGACGGUCACAAGAAGGACCCGACGUACCAGGAGGUGUGCUCGGGAUCGACGGGCCAUGCCGAAGCCCUCCGCGUCAAGUUUGAUCCGCGUGUCGGUGAGGUUAUGUCGUGAGGACCAGUUGUUAGUUGAACGAGACAUUGGCUUCUUGGGAAGAUGGAGGGGGGGCGUACUCUUAUGUUUUGCAUGCCGUAGUGGUUAGACCAUUGACCGCGCGUCCUCGAGAAGAGCAUUGUUCCCACAGGACCAUCACCGAUGGCCAAUCGGUCCUUUGAACACUGCGCCCCGGUGGUCUAUUUAUAGUGGUAUCCUCGUAAUCCGCUAGUCGCAGAGGUCGUGAGUUCGAAUCCCCAUGGGGUGAAAAAUUUACGAAAUUUGCGGGUGAAAGCGAAAUAUAGCUUACAAGCUCUCGUGAGUACCAAACUUCGACGUUAGCACCGUUGACGAGGGAAAGGGACGGCUGGACCCUUUUCGCGAUGAAAAUAAAAUUCAACACGAACCGCAGGAGGAAGGUGGGGCAUGAAAAGAAAUUAAAAGAAGAAAAAAGCCCUGGUGUUUACCCCCU